Molecule: messenger RNA, 4845 nt
Organism: Thalassophryne amazonica
Lineage: Eukaryota; Metazoa; Chordata; Actinopteri; Batrachoidiformes; Batrachoididae
Gene: luzp1
Product: leucine zipper protein 1
Exons: 7
Coding region: 815-4231 (1138 amino acids)
Source: RefSeq, a predicted model, not a curated record
AUCCACUCUGGCAAGUACCUGCUCUGCAUUCUGUGGAGUCACUCCUCACAUAUCUCCCUCCUUCCGUGUCUGUUUUAUCUCAGUCUGUUGCUUCUUCUGUGUUCCUUUGCUCAUUUUGCAUUAUUACGUGCAUUGGGCUCUGUGCAUUCUUCUUGUCAAAGCUUUUCAGCUCUUACUUGCAUUUUUUUAUGCCAACUAUUUUUCCUUGUCAGCUGCUGAGGUCUCCAUUCAGCUGCAGCAAGGAGUUAACAAGCAGUUAAUGCCAAGGAUCAAGCUGACGAAGCACUGCCAAGCUCUGCCAGCCAUGCUGUAUGUUGACGCUCCGUGCCAACAUCGGAACGCAGUGAAUGAGCAGGACCUCAAGCGGUCAUGCAGGAGUCGGGAGGGCUGUAUGCUAAGAGCUAUUGAUGUUUCUGUGAAUUAGCAGUGUGUGUAAGUAGUGGUUGUGAGCCAUUAGGGGAGUAACAUCACAAAAUGCCAAAUCCAACACUCCUGGCAAAUUGUGAGAUCAGCUGUCAUCUCUACUUGUAUUUAUUUGGGACAGGACAUAUAAAGACAGGAGGAUGUCAUGGGAACAAGGACAAAGGAUGAGAAAUAUGUCUGCUAAACACCACUCUGAGGGACCCACAUCUUCCUGAAGCGGUAGAAGAAAAAAAAACACAAAGGACCAUAGAAGGAAAGGCAUAUCACCCUGCUUUAAAACAUCUUUGGACUUACCAUUACCACACAAAUGUGGACCUCCCAAAACUGUGUCAUCAAAUAACCCAAGCAAGAAAAAAAAAACUACGAAUAUAAGACAUUGAACUUCGCCGCAAUGUCUGACCAUAAAGACAUGACACAUCGCCACCUGCGGCACAAAUUACAGAGUCUCGGCCGAAGACUAGAUGAACUGGAAGAAGCUACCAGUAAGCUGCAGAAAUCUGAGGAUGAGCUGCUUGACCUUCAGGACAAGAUCAUCCAGGCAGAAGGCAGCAACUCUUCUCUACUUGGAGAUGUAGAAACCUUGAGGAAACGUCUCCUGAAGAUACAGGGUAAGGAUGAGGAGGUACGCAAAGCUGAGGACCUCUGUCGCACAGUAAGAGAGAAACUAGAAGAGGAGGAAAACCUUACAAAGGAGCUGAAGGCUGAGACUGAACGUCUUCAACGGAGGAUGGCAGAACUGGAAAAACUGGAAGAAGCUUUUGGGAAAAGUAAGUCUGAUUGUAGUCAACUUUGCCUCAGCCUCAAUGAGGAGAAGAACUUGACAAAGAAGCUUUCAUCGGAAUUGGAGGCUCUUAAAGCCCGUUUGAAGGACAUUGAAGGAUCUGAGACAAAGCUUGAAAGAGCAGAGCAGGCAUUGGCUGUGGAACUGGAGAAACUCAAAGGAUUCACACAGACGUUUGUGAGUGAGCGUAAGAGGCUUUUGGAGAAGCAGAGAGAAGAUGAGAAGAUCAUUCUAAACCUGAGAGAAAAACUGGAACACCAGAAGAAUCGUCUCGACAUGUCUGCAGAUCCUGGUUGUGCAGAUUUAAUGAGGUCCCGGAUUGAAGGUGAACUGUCAUGCACUGGGCUUUUCACAAGCAAAGUGACUGGACGCAAGAAGAGCCUUGAGUACUUGAAGUUGACUGAUGGUGACAUUAGUCUCAUAAACAAAUCUGAAAAUAAGAAAAACAGUAGCUUGGGAAGUCCACAGGAAGAGGACAACAAAGUAAAGGAGUUGACCCAGGAGAUAGAGGGAUUGAAGAACCGCCUUAAACAGCUAGAGAUUGUAGAGGAAGACCUAAAGAUCUCGGAGUCCAAAAAUGGUGAACUUAAUGAGAAGUUUCAGAUGGAAAGGAAUCGCACUCGACAACUGAGUGAGCAAGUAGAACAGCUCAGGACACAGCUAGGUGGAAAAGGUGGAAUUAGUGGCCAUGGUACUGGUAACAUAGAUAAACAUGGCAAUGGAAACACGGACAUUUGCCUCAACAGCCCUGCUAAGGUCAUAGAGAAUGGCAAAGCUGAGAAUGAGGAGAUUAUUGUGAAAGGUUUCAGACAAGAGAAACCUAAAUAUAGGAGUCCAGCAACAGUUUCAGAACCAAGCUCCCCUAAACACAGGAACAGGGAGCGUUCUCCUCAGCACAAAAGGGAAACCAAGCUGAAGAGUAAAGAGCUAAGCCACUCAGAAGAAAGUUCUCCUAAGCCUGUUAGGAGAACCCUCAGUCCUGCUCAGAAGAGCAGAAGGACUCCCAAAACCACAACUUCUACAGUUUCAUUUGAUAAUGGAUUUAGAGACACAGGAAGAGGAACAGAAGAAAAGAUAAAAGGGGCAGCUUAUAGUUCUGUAAAUGCAUCCUCUGCUGAUCUCAAAAAAGUCUCUGUUCUUAGUCGCUACCCUCCAGCAGCUAAUGACCAGAAGCCACUGAGGACAACUCAUAAACAGAGUGAUGGUGAGAUUAAAAAGAGCAGAACAGAAAAGUUUUCAAAAAUGUAUGUAGGUAGUGAUAGUGAAUCAAACAACUCUGAUGUAGUGCCUGAAAGCUCCAGUAAUGUCUAUGGUAUUACUGCACUUGACAAAGACACACCAUCUGCCUCAGAUCAGGAAUCACUGGACCAGGUUCAGGAUUCAAGACCUGUUCCCUUAAUUCUCCCAUCUAAUCUAUCCAAGGCUAAUGGGUCAUACACUGCCCACAAAUCCCACAUCACUCCACUGCUGCAAAAUAAUCAAGGGUCAGAGGGUCAUUCCUCUGCCUCAGAAACAGAAUCUACUGGUCCAAAGCCCUCUGAAUCAGAGCCUGUAACUGAGGUGAUAACUACAACUGCAAGCAGUCGGUCUGUAAACUCCAGGUAUCCCAGAUACUCCCAUUUUCAUGACUCAAAUUCAGAGGGUUCUUCCUCCAGGAGCUCAUUUGAUGGGGAGCUCCACAACAGAACAUCAUCUGAUGGCAGCCACCAGGAACCCACACAUACACUAUCAGGGAUUGAAAUCCAUCGAGUGUGCAGUCCACGGGAGGCGUUGAGGUCAAAAGCCGUCAUCAAACCUGCAAUUGUUGAGAUUGAUAGGAAAGAAAUGAUGAUUUCUGAACCCUUGUCUGCCAAUGGCAAACCCAAAAUUUCCACCAAACCUAUUGUGACUUCCACUAGUAAAAUGACCAGUAGUAUAACCAUCUAUCCCAAUGACCCAAGCUCUUCCAGGACCAGCAGCCGCAGUAGCAGCAUUUCAAGUGAACCGAUGCCCAUCAAAGAACGCCACACCUCCACCAGUAAUAUCCUUAUUGGCCCCACCAGUGAGCACCAUGGCAGCAUCGCUGUCCCAUAUGAAAUCUCCAUCCCCAAGAGUGAUAUCACUUUACGGCCAUGCCAGGACUACGACUAUGGAGUAGACAACCAUGAUGAUCCCCCACAUAUGUCUGCUUUCCAUGUCAGUUCCAGACUGGAGACCUCUGCCAAUCAGCUUCGUUACCGUUCCAACAACUUUAGUGUUCAAUCUUCGGAUAUCACUUUCGCAGACUUGAAUGAUGUAGAAUCAGGCUUUGAAAGCAGUGGCACUAGCACUACCACAGUUGCCAGCUGGCAAAGGCGGAACUCUCAAGAAAACAGUUUACCAGAGACGAAAAAUGUAACUGUAAGAAGCACUUUGAGGAACCGGGGCAAUGCGUCAGUGGAGGACACAAGCCGAGGAAGAGGGGGUCCAAGAAGGAUGACUGAUGGUGCAUCGGAAGAUGAGGCAGAGGCCUUGACCACGUGGAAGGCCUACCGGGCAACCACCGUCCUUGACACAGAAGAUGAUUUCAGCAGUGGAGGUGGUGGAAAUUUUGCGGCACAGAAGGGAACCAAGUCUUCCCCUGCAGAGGUGUACAUGCGUAGGAUCAACAACAACGUGGUUAGUAGCAAUAGAGAGGUUGAGGAACUAGGUUUACGUCGAGGCAAGCAGUCUCCAACCAUGGAAGCAGGAGCCCUGGGAAGGUCUAUACCUCAUGCACCUGUUGUGUCUCAGUCCUGGGGCCGACCACACACACAUCUAUCACUGGAUGCUGAUGGUGCGGAGCAGAUUCCCAACCUGAGUCACAGCCCGGUCUCCUGGAGACGGCAGCUGCCCAGCAGUGAUGCACCUCACAUGGGUACUUCUUAUGACCGGGCAUCCAAAACACCAGGAAGCUCUUCCAGAGGGGAGAUGUGGUCCAGCCGACGUCAGGGACCAGGGGCCAAGGCGGAAGGGAGGAGUGGUGCUGGAAGCAGACCAUGGAGCCACCGGCAAUCUGAACAUCAUUAACUGGGUCUACGCAGGACUUCUGCAGCAUAGAAGACAGCACUCCAUUAUUCUCUCCGCAUCCCAGGGUGGGUGUCCCAUCAACCGGUGUCUACAGCUCUUACCACCCGUCCUCAACUUGCAACAUCUGCAGCUUUUUAUUACAGCCGAAGAAAAGAAAAGCUGCAGCCUUAUGGAACAACAAACCACAGACUUGGCACCCUGACCCCAAGUGCACACUGACACGUGAACGGGCCUUCUAUAGGGAAUGCCAUCUGUCACAGAAGAUUCAUAAAUAGAACAACGGAGAAUAGUCCCUGUAAAGUAUUCUUUUGGUUGCCUCCCCCGCCCAUGUAUCCUCUUCUGCUUCUCGUGUUGGAUGUAUUAUAGUGUAAUCCUGAAACUUGACAAGGGAGAGGCCAGCAUGUCAGGGACAACUGGAGGAUUUUCCUGCGUGCAAAGGAGCGUUAGAAGAAGGACUCAAGCCUUUCUCAGAGGACCUUUGGACCUCAGUGGACCUGCAUAUGUCAGUUUGAGAAUUUCAGUCAUUUUUGAAACAACAAACCCAGAUUUCAGUCAGCAGCUGCUGCACAAAGUGCAUCUUCAGCCCUCAUUUUCAUGCUGAAUUUUGGGGAAAA